AUGGCGUGCAACGCGCCGGAUCCAGGCCAUCAGUACCUGGUGGACCACGCGGAGAGUGACGUGGACGACCCCGACCUGGGGGCGGCCUCCAUGGAGGAACACGAUGCCGCUGGAGGCGGCGGUGAGGGAGUGGGUGGCUCCGCAGGAGGAGGCGGCGAUGUCCGGGACUGGCCGGACGACGACGAGGGGGGCAACAAGCAGUGCCACAUCCCAGAAGCCGGCAGGACAGGCGUCGGCUCCUCAACGACGCCGACUGCAGCAGCCGGCGUGCCGAAGCAUCGCGCCGACGCCAGGUUGUUUGGCAGCCGGCCGUCCAAGAAGGCCAGGGCCACAGUCGCCGCAACCAAGCGGCAAGAGGCCGCGAAGGCGGCCGCCAUCCGGAAAGGCCCGAAGCAGCGCCCGAUGGUGUCUGCGGCUCCGCUUUCUCUGUCGCGAGCCCCAUCCGCCUUGGUGAUUGGGGCGGCAGGCGGCCCCGAAGAUGCCCGCCGCAUGGACCCGGCUGCCGCCCUUCGGGAGGUGACAGAGAGGAAUGCGCGAGAGGUGGAGCUGGUGCGGGACGCCGCGGCCCGAUUAGAGGCAGAGGCAGCCGACGCGGCACGGGCAAAGGCCAACGCGGCGGCCAAGGCACAGGCCGACGCAGCGGCCAAGGAGCAGUCGGACGCGACGGCCAAGGCGCAGGAGGAGGAUGCGGCCCGCGACAAGGCUUCGAAGGCCACUGGCAUGCAGCAGCGGAGCCGCCAGUGGUGGAGGGCGAGGCGCCGACUGGAGGAGCCGAGGCCGACCAGACGGCCUUGGAGAGUUGAGGGGCCGACCCCAUCAUCCUGGAGACGGAAGUGCUUCCGCGUGCGCCGGAUGCUGGCGCGGGGCAACUGGCCCGAGGUGCCGGAGGUGCCACCAUCCAGCGGUGAGUUGGUCCUGAAUCGCGUCCCUGUGCGUCAGUGUCCAGCGCGGGCGGUCUCAGCACCGAGGUUAACGGCGGUUGGCACUGCGAGCUCAUCAGCGCCCAACACCGAGGCCGCCAGCGCUGCCCUGCUGGACUGGGAGUCAGGAACCAGCUCGGGUACCCUCAAUGGGGCGGUGAAGGGCAUCUUGGAGCGUUUCAACGCCCACAGUGCCACCCUCCUGAAGUCCAGGGAAGAACUACGGGGUAUGCAGGCGGCCGUCCGGGAUUACCACAACUCGCGUGUAGCCGCCUACAACGCCCAACAUCAGGCGCUGGCCAAGCGGACUGCCGAGCUGAACCAGAGUCGAGAGGCCGCCGCUCAGCUGCGGGUGCGCGUGGGCGAGCUCGAGACCGAGCUCCACACCAAGGAGCAGGAGCGCAGCCAAGCCGCCAAGGAGUGCGACCGUCUGGCGAAGGAACUGGCGGACCAGGCGGAGCAGCACCAAGCAGAGGUCUGCAGCUAA
This is a messenger RNA of Aegilops tauschii subsp. strangulata, 1407 nucleotides long. NCBI's taxonomy places the organism in Eukaryota, Viridiplantae, Streptophyta, Magnoliopsida, Poales, Poaceae. The record is from RefSeq and is a predicted model, not a curated record.